This is a messenger RNA of Drosophila subobscura, 2122 nucleotides long. It is a transcript of the gene Vps52, whose product is annotated as vacuolar protein sorting-associated protein 52 homolog. Gene Ontology annotation, biological process: retrograde transport, endosome to Golgi; Golgi to vacuole transport; lysosomal transport. NCBI's taxonomy places the organism in Eukaryota, Metazoa, Arthropoda, Insecta, Diptera, Drosophilidae. Gene Ontology annotation, molecular function: syntaxin binding. The record is from RefSeq and is a predicted model, not a curated record. The transcript has 7 exons. The coding region runs from base 90 to 2087 and encodes 665 amino acids. Gene Ontology annotation, cellular component: GARP complex.
ACGACACAGCUGUUUUGUUGGCAAAGUUACAAAUUCACAAAGUAAUAGGAAAAUAAAGGACAAACAAUUGCUAAAUCUGUAAUCCCGCCAUGGCCACGAACUCCGAAGUGGCGUCGCCGCAGAUGACGGAGCAGCUGGACAAUGAGGAAGUGAGGGAAAUACUGAAAAACACCACCGAUCUGCGCCAGUACUCGCGACAGAUUGAAAAGGAAUUCAAAGAAGUGGAAAAUAAAUCCAUCGAGGAUUACAUUGCCGAGUCCCAGAACAUUGCGAAUCUGCACAAUCAAAUCAACGACUGCGACGAUGUGCUGGAACGUAUGGAGAACAUGCUAAUGAGCUUCCAGAGUGUGCUGAACAACAUCAGCACAGAAAUCACCCAGUUGCAACGUAAGUCCGUGUCGAUGUCGCUGCAGCUGACCAACCGACAGUCGGUGAAGGCGCAGCUCUCGCAGUUCAUUGAGGACAUGGCCGUGUCCGAGGAGAUGAUAACCAUCAUUAUGGAGACACCAGUCACGGAGCGUGAUUUCAGCAGCCAACUGAAUGUGCUCAACCACAAGCUGUCGCUGGUGAAGGAGCUGAGCUUCAAGGAGUCCAAGUCCACCAGCGACGUGAGCGAUGUCCUGCACAAGUUGCGGCUCCGUGCCAUGACAAAGAUUCGCAGCUAUUUGCUGGAGCAAAUCUACAAGUUCCGCAAGCCCAUGACCAACUAUCAGAUACCACAGAAUGCCAUGCUAAAGCACAAGUUCUUUUUCGAAUUCAUUCUGUCCAAUGAGAGGCAAGUGGCCCAGGAGAUAUGCAGCGAGUACAUCGACACCAUGGGCAAGAUUUACUAUAGUUAUUUUAAGAGUUACUCCACCCGUUUGACAAGUCUCAAAUUCGAGGAAUCCUGCACCAAGGAUGAUCUGAUGGGCAUUGAGGACAAUGCCUCCAAAGGUUUGUUCUCCAAGACGACCAGUCUGAAGCACAAGAGCACCAUCUUCACCAUUGGCAAGCGCGGCGACAUCCUCAACCAGCAGCUGGAGGCGCCCAUCAUAGUGCCGCAUGCGCAGCUAAAGAAUCGCUACACAGCGGAGGCGCUGUUCCGCUCCGAACAAUAUGCGCUGGUGGAUAAUGCCUGUCGGGAGUACCUGUUUGUCACGGAAUUCUUUAUGGUGCGUGGCAGCCAGGCGCAGGAUUUGUUCAAUCAAAUUAUGGGCAAAACCUUAACGCUGAUGAUUAAAACCCUGGAGACGGCCAUACACGAUUGCUAUGAUACCAUAGCCAUGUUCCUGUGCAUCCAUUUGAUAUUCCGCUAUCAGCUGAUGUGCCACAAGCGCUGUGUGCCGGCGCUCGAUAAAUAUUGGGAUUCGCUGCAAUCGGUUAUUUGGCCACGAUUAGAGCAUGUCUUUCGGCUAAACAUACAGAGCAUCCAUGACUGUGAUCCCACCAAAUUCAACAAGGAACUAGGACCACACUAUAUAACCCGUCGCUAUGCGGAGUUUAGUGCCGCCAUUGUGGGCAUCUCGGAGCAUUUUCCCAACGAGCUGGUCAGCCGUCUGCUGUUGGAGCUGCAGAAUGAGGUGGAGUGCUUCAUUUUGCGCAUGGCUGCCAUAUUUCCCACACGCAAGGAUCAGCUCAUUUAUCUCAUUAACAACUAUGACCUGGUCCUGGGCGUGCUGAUGGAACACACGCGCGACAACUCCAAGGAGGCGGAGGCCUUCCGCGAGCAACUGAACGCCCGCAGCAAUGAGUAUGUGGAGGAAAUACUGGCACCACACUUCGGCGGCAUUAUACAGUUCGUCAAGGAGUGCGAACACUUCUUUGAGAAGGAGCAGAUGGAUGAGCUGCGUAAGCAGGAGCGCCGCAGCCUUGCUCUGGUGGCCAGCUUCUCGGCCAACUGGAAGAAGUCGCUGGAGGAGCUCAAUCGCGAAGUACUUUUGUCAUUCCCCUCGCUGCUGACAGGCUCACAGCUGCUGCAGCUGGCUCUGGCCAGUCUGGUGCAAUACUAUCAUCGCUUCCACAAGCUGCUCACGCCCAAUGCGCGCGCUCAGUUGACCAACAUCCAUGUGGUAAUGGUGGAGAUCAAAAAGUACAAGAGUAAUUACUGAGGGAGAAGAGGGGAAUCCUCCUUUAAUCCGUGCUG